Astyanax mexicanus (Mexican tetra) is the source of this 6409-nucleotide messenger RNA. It is a transcript of the gene ranbp3a, whose product is annotated as RAN binding protein 3a. The coding region runs from base 42 to 1589 and encodes 515 amino acids. Lineage: Eukaryota; Metazoa; Chordata; Actinopteri; Characiformes; Acestrorhamphidae. Gene Ontology annotation, cellular component: cytoplasm; nuclear pore. Gene Ontology annotation, biological process: protein export from nucleus. The record is from RefSeq and is a predicted model, not a curated record. The transcript has 17 exons. Gene Ontology annotation, molecular function: GTPase activator activity.
GCCCUGGUCCUGAAGGAUCAUGGGUACAGUAAAGGAAUAAAAUGGCGGACUUGUCAAAUGAAGAUAAACCUGCUAUAGCUGCACCAGCAUUUGUGUUUCAGAAGGACAGAGCACAGAAGAGGUCAGCAGAUGGGUCCGGUGCAGAAGAUGGAGAAGACUCUGAUCGAGAUGACAGCAGCUACUGUCCCCCUGCUAAAAGAGAAACAUUAUCAUUCACACACUUUCCACCCUCUAACUCAGUGUCUAAGAACAAUGUUUUCAUGCCAUCCAAUUUCUGCCAGUCCCCGACUGGAAAUUCUGAUUCGGAGCCCGAGGAGAAAGUUGUGGGUUUUCGUCUGAGGCCACCAACGCUAAUACAUGGGCAAGCACCAAGUGCUGGAGUACCAAGUCAGAAACCUAAGGAGGAGCAGCGCAGUGUGCUUCGUCCUGCUGUACUUCAGGCACCUCCGUCCUCCAAGUCUUUAAGUUCAUGCAAUUCUAACAGUGGUACGAAUGGAGUGAACAAGCCAUUGGAAGCACAGCCAAGACCAGAGGAGUCCUGUGAAAACUCUGAUGGAGGCACACAUGAGACUGACAGGUCACCGAUAUCAAAAGGUGAAGAUGGAGAUGAGCAACAAAAGAAUGGGGACGAAAGUAAAGACAAGGUUCAUCCCACGGAGUCAUCAUUUGUCUUUGGACAGAAUAUCAAAGAGAGAAUCAAGGAAAGUAAAGAAAGUAAUUCCAGACCAGACACAUCUCAGUCAGAAGAGACAAAUUAUUUUCUACAGUACAUGAAUAACACAAGCUCCCAGAAAGAGGAUGAGUGCAGUGAUGCUGGUGCAAAGUUUGUUUUUGGGCAGAACAUGUCAGAUCGUGUUUUGAGCCCGAUGAAAUGCAGUAAAGCAACAGCAGAGGGCAGGGUGGAGUCGAAGCCAGAGAGUCCAAGCAGUGAACCCUGCUCUUCACAAGAUGUCAAUUCUGAAAAAGAUGCUAACACAGCAGACUCUCUGGAGGAGUCAGCAGCUGCAUACACAAAAGCUACUGCCAAGAAGUGCUUACUAGAGAAAGUGGAGGUGAGGACUGGAGAAGAGUCAGAAAGCAAUGUUUUACAGAUCCAGUGCAAGCUGUUUGUUUUUGAGAAGAGCUCACAGUCGUGGGUUGAGAGAGGUUGUGGACUUCUGAGACUUAACGACAUGUCGUCAACUGAUGUGCAAAAUGGAACGCUGCAGUCCAGACUGGUGAUGCGAACUCAAGGAAGCCUGCGCCUGAUUCUGAACACAAAGCUGUGGGCUCAGAUGCAGGUGGAUAAAGCCAGUGAGAAGAGCAUUCGCAUUACUGCCAUGGACACUGAGGACCAGGGAAUUAAAGUCUUCCUUAUAUCAGCGAGCUCUAAAGACUCAGGGCAGCUGUUCGCAGCUCUGCAUCACCGCAUCCUGGCCCUGCGGAGUCACGCAGAACAAGAGCCAGAGCCUCAGCCAACACUCCCGGAGGGCGAGGCAAGCCGGUCCAGCGACGAGGACGACUCUCGCGCCCCCCCUACUACUGCUGCUUCUGUUCCUGCUUCAGGUAUCCCAGAAGGAGGCGAGACCCGGUCCUCAGAAAGCACGUAGCAGCAACUUCUCUCAGCACUGCACACAGCCAUGCAGCCGGCACUGCUGGAAACAUCCCAGACCUCCAUCGCUGUGGCCUGAAGGCUCGUUCCAGUGAGAUUAUUAUGCAGGUGUUUCUCACUAAACUCAUAUUCACAGACAUGGGGUGGAUAGCACUUUUCUGUUCAGAGUAGACCUAAAUAAUAAUAAAAAAAAGCGUACUAUACUUCUCAAGCUCAUCACAUUGAUGUGUAAGAGGUUGUCUGGGCUUUUGAGCAGAUUUAGUUUUCUUGUUAUUUCCCACAUAGAAAUACCCAAAUUGAAGUGUCAUCAAAUGUGAUUUAAAUAAGUAAAUUAGUUCUGAAUUAGUUAAACAGAUUAUUUUAAGAAGACUAGCAUUGUUCCAUCCCCGGUGCAACCAGACAAAGCAAAAAGUGUACAGUCAUUUCAGUUUUAAAAAGGUUUUAACAAGCAUUUUUACGUCGCUUUCUGGAUUACUGCAGUAGGCACCAUUAUAGUAUCCUGUUUACAUAAAAAUCAUCUGUAGUUCAGACCCAACCAGCCUAUGACUAUCAGCUAAUUAAUAUAAAUGUUGUGUUUGAUAUUCCCUGAAACCAAAUUUGAAUCUGAUAUCCCAAAUUGUCCAAAGUGGAACCCUUUGUUUAGUUGUUUUCCACAUUUGUUUUGCUGUGAUGUGGACGAGCAAAUUAUACUGCAACUUAUAUUAUUAUAUUAUUGACUAAACGCACAUUUUUAUAGUUUCUGUUAUAGAUACAUAUUCUCUGCGUCUGCUAAGUGUUGCUUUUUUUGUCUUUUUCAUAUAUUUAACCAUAUCAUAAUAUCUUCUAAUGAUUUUUAUAGAAAAUUUGUUUGAAAUUUGUUUUUUUUUCCUUCUUUCAGUUUAAUAAGAAAUAUUAAUUACAACAACCUGGCAGAUAAAAAAGAAGGCAGAGAAACAUGGUAAAAUAGAAAACAGAUAAAUGUGUUCCUACAAACUGAAUUUUAACUAUAAAUUUAUUAGAGAUGCACAGUGAUGUCAAAAUUCUUUUAAUAUAGGAAGAGAUUUGCUAAAAAAUAAAUGAUCAACAUCUCAUACAGGUGAGGUACCUAGACUUGACUAAUUGAUAUUUUAAACUGUUUAAAUUUUUAACAGAUAUUUGAUGAUUUAUGUUAAUUUUACUCUAGAUGAGCACGAUCACAAUGCAUAAGUUCUGUGUAAAAUUGUCAAUUUAUUCAUUUUAAUAUUUAAACCAUAUAUAAAUGAAUGCUUUUCACUUUUCAAUACUGCUUUUCCAAAUAGAUAUAGCUCCAAUUUCUACAUUUAAUGAAUAUGUACAUAUCACCCUUUGCAGGGGGAAAAUAUUGGAGGUUGGCCUGUAAUUCCCAUAUCCAUGUAUUUCUAACAAAAAUACAUCUUGCUUUUCAUGUGGGACACGAAAUUGGCUUGUCUCAAAGUCAUCAAUUCACUGCUACCCUGUCUUUUACCUCACUUACUGCAUAGCAAUCAGAUCCUCAUGCUCAUACUUGUUUUUAUUAGUUUUUAAUUGAUGCCCAAAGGAGACGUUACCACAGGAAACAGAUAUACAAUACUGUGUAAAGGUUUUAGGCACUUGUAAAAUUUUGAAUGGUAAAACUAUUUGUCUGGGUGUGUUUAUUACUCAGUUAAACCUUUAAAAGAAGGGGUUUUACAUAAGUUAUAAAUGUGUUCAUUAACACAGUUAACUUAUUUAUUAACACUGUUAAUGGGAGUAAAGUGUUAUUCAUAGAUAUCAUCCAACACCUGGUUUUGUUGAUCAGUGUUUAUUAAUGUUAAAUCAGGUGAUGGAAUUGAACAUAUCCAACUGCUAGCUGGAGGCUUUGUUUUUCAGACUAGCUCAUAUGAAGAAAAAUGCAAAUUAUUUUUAAGCCUUUAUGAAUGGGAUUAGUUUUACAUAGAGAUGAGGGAUAAAAUAAUUUUAUUACAGGGCGUCAAGAAAACGUAUGACUAAUUUGAACAGAAUAAGAAAUCUCAGCAUAAAUGACUGAGAUGGGAACGGCUACUCAAUUUACGCACUGCCCUCACCUCCGAAAGUAAUAUAUAGUGUGUGUAUGUGGGCGGUAAGUAGGUGAUUCAGCCUGUAAUUUUCUCAGAGUAGAAAAACACAUACAUGGUCGUUCCGGACGAGAAUAAAAUCACGAAGGACCCCCCAUAAAAGAGAAAAUUACCCCAGGACCCCCUGAGAAACUAAUCCAAUCAGGAUAGGGCUUAAAAAUAGUCCACCAAACUAAAAUGUCCAGCCAACAGCAUUCUGUAACUUCUGUUAAUUUUAUGGUCUGUAAUAAUGAAAUUUUAGUUAUUAAUUAUUAUAUUAUUAUAUUAUAUUAUUAAUUAUAAUAUUAUUAAUUUGCAGCUAAAUUAGCAAACUAACUUUUAAACUACAGGUAAAGCUACAUACAACUUGCCUAAUACUGCCAGCAUUGAUAUGUGUAUUUGCACAGCAUUAAUUUAGACAUUCUUAAGUUAUUUUUACGGCUCCUUUUAAAGAACAUAAAAUAUUCUGGAAUCUUUAUUGAUGUUGGAGCACACAUUCCAUAAAAAUGACUGACAUGGUGCAUUCAGACAGGACUAAAAUCACCUAAAAUCUCUGGUAAUACCUCAAUUAUCCCACUUACCCCACUCACAACUAAUCCUAUCUGAAUAGGGCUUUAUUUAAAUUUUUAUUAAUACUUGAUACCUGCAUCAGUUCUAAUGUAACUGGUGUCUUUAAGCAAAGAUUAAGUAGUCUUAAAUAAUUGUCAUAGUUGCCUAAAACAUCUGCACUGUACUGUAUGCUAAAAGGCAGGCUGGUGAGAGAGUCUGUAUUAUUGCAUCCACCCCGACACAGUUUAUCAGCAGACAGCACUGAAAACACGGACUCAGAUUAAACAACACUGCCAUUUGUUUAAAGAGCUCAAGCUUCUGUGAGUGAUGAUGUGGGAUAUGUUGUGUUUGUGAAAAGGAUCUUUAAGAAGAUGCAGUAAUGUUUCUUAUCUAAUAUCCUUCAGUGAAGAGUAGCGCCCCUGUUUUUUAACCUAUGUAUAUUCAAACCUAGAGAAUGGGACACAUGAACAUUAUUGUAUUGUUGUUGUGCACUACCACUCCUGUACUGCCAAAAAUCUCUUCGUGAAAAUAUGUAUUUUAAGUAAGAAAAGCUAGUAAAACAUCCACAAAAAGUGUGUGAAAAUAAAAAACGAAAAUUGAUGAUCGGAGCAAAAAGCCUUGAAGUUGAAAGAUAAGAAACCAUAUUUCGAAUCUUUCCUGCAUUCUGUAGCAGUAUGUGAUCUUGUGUGCAUAGUGUUUUUUUUUGUUUCUUUCAUUAUAUUAUUAUUUUUGUUUAAAAAUAAACUCAUAAAGCCUCUCACAGGGCACAGAUAUGAAUGUAUAGCUUUCCUGUAUUUUAAAGGGCCAAGGUUCUUCAGCACUUUCCCAUCUGUUUAAGUUAUUUUCCCAUCAAUAUGAACGUAAGAGUGUAAGGGAGCCGGAGGGGCUAGACGUUCACGUGUGAAUGUUUGGUCGGUGAGAUUGGGUUGGUUUAUCAGACUGGAAUUGUUUACAGCAGAUUAACUGUAUCUUUUGGUCGUAUACAUACAUAGGUUAGUAUCUGCAAAGCCUAAGCUGCUAAAGUACAAUGCCACUGGGCAUCUGUUGAACAUCAUCUUCUUUUACUUUUACUAUUUUACUGGAUUUUGUUUUUUUUGGGUUUUUUUUUUUUCUCAUGGCUUGGAAAUUUUAUAAAUGUGCUUGAUAAUAGACAGGACAGAUAUGGUUUCUAGGAAACGUGGAGACAUUGUAAUAUAGGAGUCUAAAAUAUGCAAAAAAAAAAAAAAGUUUUUUAGUUUUUUAUAGCAGUUUUUAAAAGUAAUCCAUAUAUUUGGGAUUAUAGAUGAAGCAAUAGUCACAUUUCGUAACGUGUAGUAACGGCGAUUAAAACAUCUGGCAUUUUAACACUUUUUUAUGAUCUUAUUUGAAAACUGCCACUGCAGCGAGACCAAUUUACAAGAAAUUAAUGCUGUGAUUUUGCUUUCUAGAGUUUACUUAAUUUGAAUUUGAGUUUCAGAAGUUAAAAUUUGUUUCUCAUUUUGAGUAUUAUUUGCACAUUUCUGUGCAUAAUGUGAAUUUCUUAGAUUUGCAGUUUAGCAAUUUGCCGUUGGAAUAUGGAGGUUUCUGCCUGCAGUGUGAGCGAGGGCAGACGUUAGUUAGUGUUAGUGCCAGCUCACUAAUGUAAGAAAUAUUAAUCAGGCAUUUUUUUUUUACAUUUGUCAAAUGCCACGGUGUCUCAGGCAAUAUGCUAAUUUAGAAAAUCUGUCCUUUACAGUAUAUUUAUUGAUAUCAAAAGGUGUUGUUUUUUUUUUUGUUGUUGGAUAAACGAUAAACUUCUUCAUGUUUAAUCAGUUCUUUUUUUUUUUCUCUAAGCUGUUGGGCUUCUGUGGUUCAUGUUCAUCAGUGAUUGUCUUUGUUAUUUAGUCUAAAUUAGUCUAAAUUCCCCAAAAAGUUACAGUGAGUUACAGUAAUACUAACACUGAUUAAGAGGUGUUAAACCUUGGUUUGGAACAGUAAUGUCUUGUUGAGGUUUUAUUUGAGAAGAAAAUCUUAUUACCUCACUUUCACCAGUGUAAAAAAAACAAGAAAUUGUUGGUUCAGAAUGAUUUUGGAGAUGAAUUGUGGCCUCCUUAUUUUUGUGUAACUAUCCAUGUAGAGCAUCUUGUCCUAUUAUUGUUUGCUUUUAGCUUUAGUAAAAAGGAAAAAGGGAGGGGCGGGGCUAAAAUGUUAUUAGAAAUGUUGGCUAUUUGAAAAAUAUAUUAAAAAUAUAUCCAAUUGUGAA